AUGAAAUCACCCUAGAUAUAAUAACUUUAAAGCAUUAGUAGAAAAGACAUCAGCAAAUUCUUUUAGGAAAACAAAUUUGCUAGAUAUUUGAUUUACGGCGUGAUAGCGGUUAAAGCUUACACUAUUUAUGAUAAAAUGAAGCAGAUUGUAGCUAUUAGCAAUGUAUAUGAUUAGAUAUUAGAAGACGAAAGAAGAAAUUUCAGAAAUCAGUUUAAGAAUUAGGAUAUGGUCUAGGAUCUCAUCACUAGGAGGAUACUUAUGGAAAACCAGUUUAAUGAUGAUGAGAACGAUUUGCAACAAGGAGUAAAGUACAACCCUGACUAUCGUAAAUCGAAUUUUUGA
Messenger RNA from Stylonychia lemnae, 342 nucleotides. The record is from the annotation of a GenBank genome assembly. NCBI's taxonomy places the organism in Eukaryota, Ciliophora, Spirotrichea, Sporadotrichida, Oxytrichidae.